This is a messenger RNA of Chara braunii, 1594 nucleotides long. The record is from the annotation of a GenBank genome assembly. Lineage: Eukaryota; Viridiplantae; Streptophyta; Charophyceae; Charales; Characeae.
UCGUUCGCAUAAGUGACGAUUGUCCCCUGCGGUUGUCAUCGAUGAGCACGGUCGUUUACGCGUCGGCGGCAAGGGAGACGACAUCGAAACGUGAGCGCUGGGAAAGGGAGACGACCAUCAUCAGUGCGUGGCUCCCAAGAUAUUGCACAGCCACCGACGCUGUGAUCUUGYRCGUGSYGGUGUUUGUGGAGUCCAGUGUGAAUCUCGUGAUGUCAUCGGAAGCGGCGUCUGSGAUGGACGUUGACGGCGGGGCAGGGCGCGGUGGUUUGACGRCGGCGGAGAGGACKGCUAUUGCUGCGGUGGUUAAUGCCGUCCUCUUCYGCUGCCAGAUGGCGAGCAAYGACRCRAACUUCAAAGCGGCUGUUCGUGCACGGCGCAAGCUCAUGGCGCUUCUGACGACUGGGCAGUGCUUGGAUGUGGCUGCCAUUUCCGACGCGGUGCUGGAGGUCUGCUACGCGAUGGGGUGCGGGGGGUUUCCACGGGCAACUCCACGGUGGUGGGUGAAGCGGCGAACCGGCGGCACGUGGGAGGAUCUGCGGCAAUGUGAUGACGCCACGGAUGAUUACUUCAAGGAGAAGCUUCGAAUGUCGCCUCGUCCAGACCACAUCAUUGCGUAUGCACUGUAUAGGUGGGCGACGGGGGAGACGUACGACAGCGGGACGUGUAGCUUCGGCAUCGGGAGGGCUUCCGACAUCACGGCGGUGCGUGACGUCACGGCGGCGUUGCUGACUGCUUACCCCGACAAGAUAUCAUGGCCCACAGGUUUGCAAAAGGCGGUCGUGUUGCGCGCCUUCGCGGCCAAGGGGUUUCCAAACUACCAUGGGUGCAUCGACUGCACACAUAUCUACAUCGACAAACCCGCGAACGCCAACGGUGGGGACUACUGCGACAGGAGACGUCGAUUCUCCGUGCAGGCGCAAGUGGUGGUCGACAUGAACUUCCGUGUGUUGGACGUCUUCGUCGGUUAUCCGGGGAGUGUGCAUAACAUGAGGAUGCUGAACCUGUCGAGUUUGUGGGUGCUCGCGGAGUCAGGACAACUUUUCACUGGCCCGCAUGUGAUGCUGCCUUUCGGUGUGCGGACUAAUGGCUACUUGCUCGGCGACAAUGGUUAUCCGCAGUCGGAAUGGAUAGUCGUCCCUUACGGCGGUCUCGCGCAACACCCGACGGAGGCACGCUUCGACAACAAACAGAAGACGGCCAGGGGAGCAGUGGAGAGGGCGUUUGGCAGACUGAAGGGGAUGUGGAGGUUGUUCCUCCGCACCCACAAGUGCAACAUGGACAGCUUGCCACAACAAUUUGUCGCCGUCUGCAUCCUCCACAACAUACUCAUCGACGCCGGCGUCCCGUUUGACGACAAUCUGCUGUGGGAAGUGGGUCCAGACGGCGUGCGUUGUAGAGUGGAUCUGGGGAUGCAUCAGCCAUUGAGGCCAGUGUGCAUGGAGUCUACGAUGGGGGAUGCGCUGAUAUUGAGGGACGCAUUGGCGGAGCGGAUGAUUGCGCAGUGAGGUUGGCCGUGUUCGCAGGUGGAGACCCCGCCAUGAAUGGAACGAGUCUGAGGGACGAAGCUGUGGGAAGCGGGGGAGCACCGAGGAGA